Messenger RNA from Malania oleifera, 1954 nucleotides. RefSeq names its product pentatricopeptide repeat-containing protein At5g43790. Gene Ontology annotation, biological process: RNA modification. The transcript is spliced from 2 exons. Gene Ontology annotation, molecular function: RNA binding; zinc ion binding; protein binding. The record is from RefSeq and is a predicted model, not a curated record. Bases 66 to 1871 code for a protein of 601 amino acids. NCBI's taxonomy places the organism in Eukaryota, Viridiplantae, Streptophyta, Magnoliopsida, Santalales, Ximeniaceae.
AGGUCCCAACAUUCGAAGUAGAAGAAUAAUGCAGAGCAUCACUCCACGCACACAAGGUUCAGCCUAUGCAACCCACGAGCUGCCCAAUCUUCAAUCACCCGGCCCUCCUCCUCUUGGAGAAGUGCAAGACAUUACACGCUCUCAAGCAGGUCCACGGUUGGAUGAUCACAAGUGGUCUCAUCCUCCACACCUUCCCUCUCAGUAGAAUCCUCCUCACGUCCUCCGCCAUUGCCUCAUCCUACUCGCUCUCCAUCUUCACCCGCAUCCCAAACCCAUCAAUCUUCCUCUUCAACACCCUCAUCUCCUCACUCUCAAACCACAAACGCAACGCCCACUUGGCCCUCUCCCUCUACUCGCAGCUCAUCUCUCACAAGGCCCUCCGACCCAACAGCUUCACCUUCCCAUCUCUCUUCAAGGCUUGUGGGUCUCACCCCUGGCUCGCUCACGGUCGAGCCCUCCACACCCAUGUCCUAAAAUUCCUUCAACCCUCCUACGAUCACUUCAUUCAGGCUUCAUUGCUCAAUUUCUAUUCCAAGUGUGGAAAGGUGAAUAUUUCCAGAUAUUUCUUCAAUCAAAUUAGCAAGCCUGAUUUGGCUACAUGGAAUUCUAUAUUAGCUGCUUACGCUCGUAAUGGUAAUGCUAGUUGUUUUGGUAAUGUUGAUAGUGAAGAUGUUGAUUUGUCUUUAGAGGUAUUGCUUUUGUUUGGGGAGAUGCAAAAUUCUCUGGUUAGGCCUAGUGAAGUUACUCUCGUGUCUCUGAUUAGUGCUUGUUCUGAUUUGGGUGCACUGAGCCAAGGAGCAUGGGCACAUGCUUAUGUUAUUAAGAAGAAAUUGGUGUUAAACCACUUUUUGGGUACUGCUCUUAUUGAAUUGUAUUCUAAAUGUGGGUGUCUUGAUUUGGCUCGCCAAUUGUUUGAACUAUUGACUCAAAGAGACACAUUGUGUUACAAUGCCAUGAUUGGUGCAUUUGCAAUUCAUGGUUACGGCCACAGGGCACUUGAUCUUUUCAAGAAAAUGAGACUUGAAGGGCUUUUUGUGGACGAUGUAACCUUAAUAGUUACAAUGUGUGCUUGCUCCCAUGUUGGAUUGGUAGAGGAGGGUUGUGAGUUAUUUGAGUCUAUGAAGGGGAUUUAUGGAAUUGAACCAAAACUUGAGCAUUAUGGAUGUUUGGUAGAUCUUCUUGGUCGAGCAGGGCAGCUUGAGGAGGCUGAGCGAAGGAUUCAGACCAUGCCCAUUAAGGCAAAUGCAAUUUUAUGGAGGUCUUUACUUGGGGCAGCAAGAGUUCAUCGUAAUCUAGAAAUAGGAGAAGUUGCACUCAAGAACUUGAUACAGUUAGAGCCAGAGACUAGUGGGAAUUAUGUUCUUUUAUCAAAUAUUUAUGCAAUUACUGAUAAAUGGGAUGAUGUAACAAGGGUAAGGAAACUGAUGAAAGAUCGAAAAAUUAAUAAAAUGCCUGGAAGUAGCUUGAUUGAGAUUGAUGGUGUGAUGCAUGAGUUCCUCAUGGGAGAUAAGACGCACCCCCAUACUGAACAGAUUUAUAUGAAACUUGAAGAGAUUGGCAGAAGGCUGAAAGAAUAUGGUCAUGAGCCCAGAACUAAAGAAGUGUUUUUUGACAUAGCAGAGGAGGAGAAGGAAGAUGCUCUCCUUUGUCAUAGUGAGAGGCUUGCAAUUGCUUUUGCUUUUAUUGCAUCUCAUUCAGGCACCACUAUACGAAUUAUAAAGAACCUUCGCAUUUGCAGUGAUUGCCAUGCAAGUACAAAGCUUAUUUCAAAGAUAUAUGAAAGGGACAUUGUAGUAAGAGAUCGAAAUCGGUUUCACCACUUCCAAAAUGGUGCUUGUUCUUGUUUAGAUUAUUGUAUGUGUGCCUCAUGAACCCAGUAGAGAUGCCUCUCUCGUUGGAACUAGAGAUGGUGAUUGAGGAGAUCAACGAUGGCAAGGCUGUGCUGCCUGAAAAG